AUGGAAACUAACUCCACUGGUGCUCCUGCAAGCCCAUCUGGUCUUUCAGGAAGAAAACAUACCCAUCAACACCACCACCAUAAUGCCCUCCCUUCUACCUCUACUCUUGUAAUUAUCAUACCCAUUAUCAUAACCAUCUUGCUCCUUGCAAUACUACUACUGAUAGUGAUGCUCCGCCGCUUACAAUCUGCAAAAAACAAUGGCAGCACCAAGAACAAUGGUAUCCUCAACAACAGUAAUUGGAAGUUCAUUUCUCAUAGAACCAUUAACAUCAAUUCAAGCCCCGAUGUGAAAGGUGGGUGCCUAUAUGGAGGAAGUUCAGGCUGUCUGUCUCAAACUAAGUUUAGAGUGGUCCAAGUUUUCACCUACAAGGAGCUUGAAAUAGCGACAGAGAAAUUUAGUGAAGCAAAUGUGUUAGGAAAUGGAGAGUAUGGAGUGGUCUACAGAGGGGUCCUGAGUGAUGGAACCAUGGCAGCAGUUAAGGUGUUUCAUAGGGAAGGCAAGCAAGGGGAGCGUGCAUUUCGUUUAGAGGUGGAUUUAUUAAGCCGCUUGCACUCUCCUUACCUAGUGGAUCUUCUGGGCUACUGCGCAGAUCAACACCACAGGCUUCUAGUAUUUGAAUUCAUGCCCAACAACACUCUUCAACACCAUCUCCAUCCUCCCAACAGGCAAUCCCUGCCGUUGAAUUGGGGUAGCCGACUAAGAAUAGCCCUUGAUUGUGCCAGAGCCCUUGAGGAACUCCAUGAACACACCGUGCCAUCAGUCAUUCAUCGCAAUUUCAAAUGCAGUAACAUUCUCUUAGAUCAAAAUUUCAGAGCCAAGAUUUCGGAUUUCGGGCUGGCAAAGAUAGGUUCAGACAAGAUUAACGGUCUGAUUUUGACCCGCGUGUUGGGGACCACAGGAUAUUUGGCCCCGGAGUAUGCUGCAACAGGCAAGCUCACGACAAAGUCGGAUGUAUACAGCUACGGCGUGGUUCUUUUAGAGCUCUUGACCGGCCGUGUUCCAGUGGAUACCAAGCGCCCUCCCAGAGAAGAUGUCCUUGUCUCAUGGGCUCUUCCAAGGUUAACCAAAAGAGAAAAGGUAGGGGAAAUGGUUGAUCCGGCUAUACAAGGCCAGUAUUCCAAAAAGGAUCUGAUUCAGGUAGCCGCUAUUGCUGCCAUGUGUGUGCAAACAGAGCCAGACUACCGCCCGCUAAUGACAGAUGUUGUGCAGUCCUUGAUUCCUCUGGUUAACAACCUCUCUUCUUCUGCAUAUGCCUCAGCCAAUUCCUUCGGAUUUAAUCCAACUGUGAGUCCAAGGUCUUAGGGGCUGUUUGGAAUUCCAUUGGCCCAAUCCACAAAACAAGCUGUUCUAUCUCAGCAACACACUUUCUUUAAUGCAACGGUUUUAUCACAUCAUUAUUGACAUGCAAGUGGUAUUUCCAACAAAUUGGGUACCAUCAUCUAAUUUUGGUGAACCACACUUGAUUCAAUAACCACGACUAUUCAUAAAUUCUAUUUGACAUUUCAUAAUUAAUUGAUGACAAGACGUGUCAAUGACAACACAAUUUCACCGUUGCAUCGAAUAUUUACUCCUUCAGCAGACAUGGUUGAUGAAUGGGAACCAAAAGUCAUAAUCCGUAGGCCACUUUGUUUUUGUUUUACAGAGGGUA
This is a messenger RNA of Ilex paraguariensis (yerba mate), 1651 nucleotides long. The record is from the annotation of a GenBank genome assembly. NCBI's taxonomy places the organism in Eukaryota, Viridiplantae, Streptophyta, Magnoliopsida, Aquifoliales, Aquifoliaceae.